GGUUUCAGCUGGCUGCCGCGCAGGCUGUUCGGCAGGCGGAGACAGGGGGCUGGCCGGUGGGUGCGCGUGCGGGGAGCGAGGCUGAAGGCAGAGAGACCACGUUACUCCCCACUGCAAUCCUGCGUCGCUUGGGCAGGGUGGGGGUGCGGAGGGGACGUGGGGCUGACGGCCGCCAUACCUGUCUCUCCUCAUCGGGUGUGCAUGCUUCCCGCCAACCUGGCGAGCGCGAAGCGCGCAAUUCGCGCGCCAAUUUUUGAUAGGAGAGGGUCACGCUGAUACACAGCAGCCCGCGCGUGAGAAGUAAAAGCGCGCACGCACGGACGUCCUCCCACAAACACACAAGCGGCGGCAGCACUCGUUUCGACGGAGCUGUCCCAGAGCCGUGCUCCUGUUUCCUCUCAUCUGGUCCACCUGUCUGUCUGUCUGUCCUCUAUCAAGCCAAGCCAGUUGAGGACGUCGGCGUCAGUCUCUAGGAGAGGAGAUCCGCGAGCAGAAAGAGCGGGGAAAGGGUGAUUAGAGACGGGCGGAUAUAGGGGUACACAAUGGCGGCGCUGGGGUUGUUGCCGAGAGCUGUUGGAGCUCCCACGGCCGCGGCUGCGGCUCUUCUCCCUGCUGAAUUGUCCCGACGUAACCCGACACAGUCCGCCGGGAUAGAGACGUUAUCCACUUGCUCUGGGCUGGUUGCUGCGAGCAGCUUGCAUGGCUGCAGGCAUCUUCUUUGUUCGCGCGCAAAAUGGAUACAGGUUCCGGAUGGAGGACAGCGAUGGAGUCGAGUUCAUACAGAGCGGGAAAGAUGGUCGCCGUUGGUAAUCAGAGCGGGAGUUAGAUGGACAGAGGAUCCACCUCCAAGUUUUAAUGCGUCAAGCCUUUUGGAUGGAGGUCAAGAUGUUAACUCGCGGGCAGUCGAUCCUGCAGAGACGCAAGCUGCUGUGCACGACCAAUUGUCACAGGCACAAUCACAACUUUCCACUCUGGGAUUGUUGUCUGUUCUUGCUCUACGCGGGAAGUCGUUUGCUGGUCGGUCGGCAUCACAAGCGAGGUCGAGCCAGGACACCGUUCCUCCGUCGACGUUCGAAAGGGCGCGCUUGUUUGCAUUGGUCGCUGGUGCACUGGGAUUUGUGGCUGUUGCCUCCCCAGCAAUAGCGACAGUGGCAUCGACAGCGGCAGGUGCGACUGUUCCGAGGACUGGGGUGCUUCAAGUCUUAGCUGGCACAGAGCUGCUAGCAAGUGCGUGGACCGGUCUUGUCGCCGGGUGCUUGCAUACUCUCACAGGGCCUGAUCACCUUGCAGCGCUCGCGCCGUUGUCGAUAGGGCGGUCGAAGUUAGAAAGUGCAUGCGUAGGAGCGCUGUGGGGCUUUGGCCAUGACACAGGACAAGUUUUGUUUGGGCUGAUGUUCUUGUUGCUCAAGGACAGACUGAGAAUGGAUUUGUUGCAGACCUGGGGUGCACGGAUUGUGGGUAUGACCUUGAUCGGAAUCGGGUUGCUUGGCAUGAAAGAGUCGCAGGCGUUGUCAGUACAGGAGGAGGUGUUGUCGUCGGCUUCGCCGGGGGCAGCGGCGGAAAUGGCUGUCGCGGGUGUCGGCGCGGUGGGUGGGAAUGUUCUAGAAGUCAAAGGGAUCAGCGGCGAAAUAUCGAAGAAGAACGUGAAUCUGGCGACAACGUUUGCUACAGGAAUCAUUCAUGGCCUUCAGCCCGACGCUCUUCUGAUGGUCUUGCCUGCGCUCGCUCUCCCGUCGAAAGUUGCGGGCGCUGCCUUCCUGAUGAUGUUCCUCAUUGGAACGAUUGCAGCGAUGGGGAGCUAUACUGCAUUCAUUGGUGUUUCUAGUAGAGCUUUAGGUAAACGUGUGCCAUGGGUCACACAGAGAUUAUCGCUCGUGGCGUCAAUCUUUGCCAUGCUUGUGGGGACCAGCAUUCUCAUACCAGGUGGCCUCUCGAACGUCUUGCCUUUUGUAAAUGUGUAAUUUUUCAAUUCAUUUAUCGCGAAAUUAUCGGCUUGAAUGCGAUCUCUUGCCGCUGCAUGUAUCGUAUGCCUGUGUCUCUUGCAACUAAGCCCGCAGUCGUCAUGCAACAUGGCUUACGCGUUGUGCACCCAUUUUUGUGCAGUGGAUGCAACUCCUCUUUCUCUCCUUUCGUCCUUGAUUGCAUGUGCUGUACCUCCAGCUGCUGUUCCUCGUGAUCUUAUCGUCCUUCUGCAGGCAAUGCUCUUCAUGUGUAUACAGAGAUAGGGGGUUGGUUCUCUCAUCCCAUCUCCUCUCCUUUCUUCUCUGCUUUCUAAGUGUAGACCUCCCCCCUACUGCCAUAUCUCACCCCGUCUC
Chara braunii is the source of this 2315-nucleotide messenger RNA. The record is from the annotation of a GenBank genome assembly. Lineage: Eukaryota; Viridiplantae; Streptophyta; Charophyceae; Charales; Characeae.